GAGCGAGGCGGGCGCCGGCGAAGGCAGCAGCCGAGGCAGGGCGCCGGUCGUGGGCCGCGGCGGCGGAGCAGCAGCAGCAGCAGCAGCAGCAGCAGCAGAGGCGGCGGCCGCCACCCCCCGCGCCCCGCUCGGCGGCAGGAGCCGCGCCCGCAGGCCGCCCAUGCUGCACCUUCCGGAGCUGCAGGAGAGGCCGGCCGAGGACUGCGGAGAAGGGGACUUCCUCGGCGGCGGCGGCGGCGGCGCCAGGAUGGACUUCCCCGCGGCCCCGCCGAAGCCGCCUCCUGCCGACGGCAAGAUCAUCUUCUACCCGCCGGGAGUCAAGGAGAUCACGGACAAAAUCUCCAACGACGAGGUGGUCAAGCGCCUGAAGAUGGUAGUGAAAACAUUUAUGGACAUGGACCAGGAUUCAGAAGAUGAAAAACAACAGUAUCUCCCAUUAGCCUUGCACCUUGCAUCCGAAUUCUUCCUCAGGAAUCCCAACAAAGAUGUCCGUCUCCUUGUCGCAUGCUGCUUGGCUGAUAUCUUUCGAAUUUAUGCCCCAGAAGCACCGUAUACUUCCCAUGACAAACUCAAGGAUAUAUUCUUGUUUAUUACAAGACAAUUAAAAGGAUUAGAGGACACUAAAAGCCCCCAAUUUAACAGAUACUUUUACUUACUAGAGAACUUAGCUUGGGUUAAAUCUUAUAACAUCUGCUUUGAGUUGGAAGAUUGCAAUGAAAUUUUUAUUCAGCUUUUUAGGACUCUCUUUUCAGUUAUCAACAAUAGCCACAACCAGAAAGUACAAAUGCACAUGCUAGAUUUGAUGAGUUCUAUCAUCAUGGAAGGCGAUGGAGUGACUCAAGAACUGUUGGAUUCAAUUCUUAUCAACCUCAUCCCUGCACACAAGAACCUUAAUAAACAGGCAUUCGAUCUUGCAAAAGUCCUGUUGAAAAGAACAGUCCAGACCAUUGAGCCAUGUAUUGCCAAUUUUUUUAACCAGGUUCUGGUACUAGGAAAGUCUUCUGUAAGUGACUUGUCAGAGCAUGUGUUUGAUCUAAUACAGGAGCUUUUUGCUAUUGAUCCUAAUUUAUUAUUAUCCGUCAUGCCACAGCUUGAGUUCAAACUAAAGAGCAAUGAUGGAGAAGAACGUUUAGCUGUUGUUCGGCUUUUAGCUAAACUGUUUGGUUCUAAAGAUUCUGACCUCGCAACACAGAACCGUCCUCUCUGGCAGUGCUUUCUUGGCCGAUUUAAUGAUAUCCAUGUCCCCGUGAGAUUAGAAAGCGUGAAAUUUGCAAGUCAUUGUUUAAUGAACCACCCAGAUUUAGCCAAAGAUCUCACUGAAUACUUAAAAGUUAGAUCACAUGAUCCAGAAGAAGCCAUUCGACAUGAUGUCAUUGUUACAAUAAUAACUGCUGGCAAGAGGGACCUUUCUUUAGUCAAUGAUCAGCUACUCGGCUUUGUGAGAGAGAGAACACUGGACAAAAGGUGGCGCGUCAGAAAAGAAGCCAUGAUGGGGCUUGCUCAGCUGUACAAGAAAUACUGUCUUCAUGCGGAAGCUGGGAAGGAUGCAGCGGAGAAAGUGAGCUGGAUAAAGGACAAACUUUUGCACAUAUAUUAUCAGAACAGCAUCGACGACAAGUUAUUAGUGGAGAAAAUUUUUGCUCAGUAUCUUGUUCCCCAUAAUUUGGAAACAGAAGAAAGGAUGAAAUGCUUAUAUUAUUUGUAUGCUAGCUUGGACCCAAAUGCCGUUAAGGCACUUAACGAGAUGUGGAAGUGCCAGAACAUGCUGAGGAGCCACGUGCGGGAGUUACUGGAUUUGCACAAGCAGCCCUCUUCAGAGACCAACAGUGGCGCCAUGUUUGGGAAGCUGAUGACCAUAGCAAAAAACCUUCCCGAUCCAGGGAAAGCGCAGGACUUCGUGAAGAAAUUCAAUCAAGUGCUCGGCGAUGAUGAGAAGCUUCGUUCUCAGCUUGAACUUCUCAUUAGCCCUACGUGUUCCUGUAAGCAGGCGGAUGUCUGUGUGAGGGAGAUUGCACGAAAACUUGCAAACCCUAAGCAGCCAACCAAUCCUUUCCUGGAGAUGGUUAAAUUUCUUUUGGAAAGAAUUGCCCCUGUACACAUCGACUCAGAAGCCAUCAGUGCAUUAGUCAAGUUGAUGAAUAAGUCCAUAGAAGGCACAGCUGAUGACGAAGAGGAGGGCGUGAGCCCUGAUACGGCUAUUCGUUCUGGGCUUGAACUUCUCAAGGUUCUGUCUUUCACGCAUCCUACUUCGUUCCACUCCGCGGAGACAUACGAAUCACUCCUGCAGUGCCUGAGGAUGGAAGAUGAUAAGGUAGCCGAGGCAGCCAUUCAAAUAUUCAGAAACACGGGUCACAAAAUAGAAACAGAUCUGCCACAGAUAAGAUCAACCCUAAUCCCUAUUUUGCAUCAGAAAGCAAAGAGAGGAACACCUCAUCAAGCAAAACAAGCUGUUCACUGUAUACAUGCCAUAUUUUCAAAUAAAGAAGUGCAGCUUGCCCAGAUCUUUGAGCCUCUGAGUAGAAGUUUGAAUGCUGAUGUUCCUGAGCAACUUAUAACUCCACUAGUUUCUUUGGGUCACAUCUCCAUGUUAGCACCAGACCAGUUCGCAUCACCAAUGAAAUCUGUAGUUGCAAAUUUCAUCGUAAAAGAUCUCCUGAUGAAUGACAGGUCUACAGGUGAGAAAAAUGGAAAAUUGUGGUCCCCGGAUGAAGAGGUUUCUCCAGAGGUUCUAGCAAAGGUACAAGCAAUUAAACUUCUGGUACGCUGGCUGUUGGGUAUGAAAAAUAAUCAGUCAAAAUCUGCAAAUUCAACACUCCGGUUAUUAUCAGCUAUGUUAGUCAGUGAGGGAGACUUGACAGAACAGAAGAGAAUCAGCAAAUCUGAUAUGUCCCGUCUACGAUUGGCUGCAGGCAGUGCCAUAAUGAAGCUUGCGCAGGAGCCCUGUUACCAUGAAAUUAUAACUCCAGAGCAGUUCCAGCUCUGUGCCCUGGUCAUUAAUGAUGAAUGUUACCAGGUGAGGCAGAUAUUUGCUCAGAAGCUACAUAAAGCCCUGGUGAAGUUACUCCUCCCACUGGAGUACAUGGCAAUAUUUGCAUUGUGUGCCAAAGACCCUGUAAAGGAAAGGAGAGCACAUGCGAGACAGUGCUUGCUAAAAAAUAUAAGUAUACGGCGAGAGUACGUUAAACAGAACCCUAUGGCCAGCGAAAAGCUUUUAUCUCUGCUGCCUGAAUAUGUGGUACCAUAUAUGAUUCACUUGCUGGCUCAUGAUCCAGACUUCACAAAACCUCAAGAUGUUGAUCAGCUUCGUGAUAUCAAAGAGUGCCUGUGGUUCAUGCUGGAAGUCUUAAUGACAAAGAAUGAGAACAACAGCCAUGCCUUCAUGAAAAAGAUGACUGAGAGCAUCAAACUCACACGGGAUGCACAGUCUCCGGAUGAGCCAAAGGCCAACGAAAAACUCUACACUGUGUGUGACGUGGCCCUGUGUGUAAUCAACAGCAAAAGUGCUUUAUGUAACGCAGAUUCUCCAAAGGAUCCUGUAUUGCCCACCAAAUUUUUUACUCAACCUGAGAAGGAUUUUUGCAAUGACAGGAACUAUAUUUCAGAGGAGACAAGAGUUCUUCUUUUAACAGGAAAGCCCAAGCCAACUGGUGUGUUGGGUGCAGUAAAUAAGCCUCUCUCUGCAACUGGAAGAAGACCAUACAUUAGAAGUACAGGAUCAGAAACUGGAAGCAAUAAUAAUGUAAACUCAGAGCUGAGCUCUCCUGCAGGAAACCGAUCAAGAGAGCAGAGCUCAGAUAUAUCAGAAACUGGCGUCAGUGAAAAUGAUGAAAACCCAGUGAGAAUUAUUUCUGUAACUCCAGCAAAAAUAGAACCUGUUAAGAACAAGGAGAUGAAUUCUGAUCAGGUGACACAAGGGAACGUUAGCGCGGAGCGAGGGAAAAAAAGAACCACAGCAGCGGCUGGAGCAGAGAAUAUUCACCAAAAGACAGAAGAAAAGAAAACGGACGAGACGGGGCAGCCAGCCCCUCCCAAGCCCAGGAGAGGGCGUCCUCCCAAGUCUGAAUCUCAGGGCACCACCGCAAAAAAUGCGGAAGCCAGUAAACCAUCUGGCAGGGGACGGAAGAGGGCAUCGCCAAGUCAAGAAAGUCCAGGGGGGUUGGAGGCAAGUAAUGCCAAAGCACCAAAACAGCAAGACGUAGCAAAAAAAGCAGUACCAGCACAAAGACAGAUUGAUCUACAAAGAGGCCAGGUGCUGGGGAGUGACGGAGAUUCAGUGUUGGAGAUAGAAUCAAGUCCUGCAUAUUCUCCCUGUGAAAUGGAUCUUUUUAGACUUUGUGAGAGCAGCCAGGAAGACACUGAUGAUACAGAUCUAACAGAGGGAGGCUUCCUGAAGGUAAAAAGAAAACUUGCUCAGAAGGGAAGAGAAAGAGGCAUGCCCCAAGCUCCUGCAAAAACCAAGAAAAUUCCUAUAUAGGAACUGAAAAUAUUUCAGCACUCAGCUUUCAGCUCUGAAGACAAGGAAAACUGCUUCCCUUUCAGAUGAAAAUAAUCUGCAGAAACUCUUGAGAGAGGCUAAAAGCAUCUGUACUUAUUUCCCCAGAGACUUUUUUUAUGAAAAGUCAAUAAUUAAGCAAAUUGCUUAACACUUGAUUCCAGUUCUUGCAUAUCUGGAGUUUAAAAGUGUUUUACUCCAUUAAUUUCCAUGCUGCAUUUUUUAAAAGAAAGUCAAAGGGAGGUCCUUACAGCAACAUUAAAAAUGCUCAGACACAAAACUAGAUAUUUCCCCUCUUUUUAUAAGGAGAAAGUAGAAGCAUACUGAACGAGUUCUAAACCAAGACCGGAAGAAGAUACCUGAAUUCUUGUUUGCUUUACUUUUGGACACUCUUAUGUAUAAAUUCUUUCUGCCUGCCUCCUUUCCAGCAAAGACCAGGUGUACAGAUUUUGGCUCCUGCUUUGAAAAGUCACAUCGUGGCAGUUUUUAUACGUGUUGCUUUCUGACUUUUUUCGGAGUGGGAGACUAAUCACUUGAUGAUUGAUUUGCAAGUAGACAUUUCAUUUUUUAGUUUCCCCCUCUGUUUUAGUUUAAUAUAAUUUGCAAUAAAUGUACAUAUUGUUCUUUGUUUUUUUAAAACACAUGUAUCACUUCUAAGUGGGUUUACUCCUGUGUUCUGUUGGAAUAUUCUGAAUUUUAAUGGAGUAAAGACAGCCUGGCGUUUGAUUUUAUAAUGUUCAUCAUCAGAUUUUUAUUAUUGAUGUAAAAAAUCAAUUUUUAAAAAUAGUUGGACUUUGGCUGCUUUGUAAGGAACGUUUGGAAAUGUUUAGGAUUGCUCUCAAUUUUAAGCAUUGUGCUGAUGGAAAGUAGGUCUGUUUCACGUUUCUGUCUUCCUGUCUCAGCUCAUUUUUUAAUGGUUCAUUUAGACUGUUGCAUCAAUAUUAAUUUUCCUGGCAUUGUUUGAUAUACCGUGUACACUUUUAUGUACACAUGAUCAUAUUUAAGUUUAUUGCAUAAAAUAAAUGCUUCUAGGUGUCACAA
This is a messenger RNA of Eublepharis macularius, 5533 nucleotides long. It is a transcript of the gene PDS5A, whose product is annotated as PDS5 cohesin associated factor A. The record is from RefSeq and is a predicted model, not a curated record. The transcript is spliced from 34 exons. NCBI's taxonomy places the organism in Eukaryota, Metazoa, Chordata, Lepidosauria, Squamata, Eublepharidae. Gene Ontology annotation, biological process: mitotic sister chromatid cohesion; DNA repair. Gene Ontology annotation, cellular component: nucleus; chromatin. The coding region runs from base 161 to 4474 and encodes 1437 amino acids.